Messenger RNA from Morchella importuna, 1194 nucleotides. RefSeq lists its product as uncharacterized. NCBI's taxonomy places the organism in Eukaryota, Fungi, Ascomycota, Pezizomycetes, Pezizales, Morchellaceae. Gene Ontology annotation, biological process: transmembrane transport. Bases 1 to 1194 code for a protein of 397 amino acids. The transcript has 6 exons. The record is from RefSeq and is a predicted model, not a curated record. Gene Ontology annotation, cellular component: membrane. Gene Ontology annotation, molecular function: transmembrane transporter activity.
AUGACGCUCAUGGGCAUUGUCAAGAACUAUAAGGGUCUUUUAAUUGCUAGAUUCUUCUUAGGCGUUGCGGAAGCUGGGUUGUUUCCCGGUGUAGCUUAUUACAUUACUAUGUGGUAUUGUCGACAUGAAGCACAAUGGAGACAGGCUUUGUUCUUCAGUGCUGCCAGCGUUGCUGGUGCAUUUUCGGGGCUUUUGGCAUUCGGGAUUGCAAAGAUGGAUGGUGUCGGAGGUCUCGAGGGCUGGAGGUGGAUCUUCAUCCUCGAAGGGCUUCUCACAGUUGUCGUCGCAUUCGCAGCCUUCUACUUCCUUUACGAUUUCCCAGAAACCGCUUCAUUCUUGACGGAGGAGGAGAGGAAGUUCGUUGUUUGGCGUCUACGGUACCAAGGCUCCGUUGAUGUGAGGGAAUCAGCAGCUGUCGUCACAGACGAGAAGGUUGAAACAGCAAUGGUUGAGGAUAUCCGCUCAAACACGAAGAAUGCGCCUGCUGUUGCAGAAGUAGAGGAGUUUGAGUGGAAGUAUGUCCUGGACGCCUUCAGUGAUUGGCAGAUUUGGGUGAACAUUUUUGUUUAUUGGGGAAUUGUUUGUCCUCUGUACGGUAUCAGCUUGUUUCUUCCCAGCAUCAUCAAGAACUUAGGCUAUUCGUCUUCCAAGGCUCAACUACUCACUGUUCCCAUCUACAUCACUGCGUCGAUUCUUUCCGUCAUCACAGCUUGGGUCAGUGACAACAGAGGGAUCAGAUCGCCUUUCGUCUUUGGGGGACUUUGUCUUACAGCCAUUGGGUUUAUCAUCGCCAUCUCCGCACCACCAAGUGUCCCAGGACUGGUCUACGCGGGUGUUUUCAUCGCCACUUGUGGUAUCUACCCAGCAUUCCCCGGAAAUAUCACUUGGCUAUCAAACAAUUUGUCUGGCUCCCUGAAACGAUCUGCCGGAAUGGCGAUUCAGAUCGCAGUUGGAAACCUUGGUGGCGCCAUGGCGUCAAACUUUUAUAGGAGCAAUGACGCGCCUAGGUACACCCUGGGACAUGCGUUGGAGCUUGGAUUUAUCGGGGCCGGUUUGAUUGCUGUGGGCAUCUUGUUCUUUGGAUACAAGAGGAUCAAUGCCAAACGGGAACGAAUUGGUGAUGAUCAUGGGCUGACAGUCCAGGAGAUGGCUAGACUGGGCGACAAGUCACCCGGAUUUAGAUAUGUGCUGUGA